Trichomonas vaginalis G3 is the source of this 438-nucleotide messenger RNA. RefSeq lists its product as uncharacterized. The transcript has a single exon. The coding region runs from base 1 to 438 and encodes 145 amino acids. The record is from RefSeq and is a predicted model, not a curated record. Lineage: Eukaryota; Parabasalia; Trichomonadida; Trichomonadidae.
AUGGAAAUGUGUUUCAUUCAUUCAUUCGAAAAGAUAAAUGAAAUAUUCGCAAAGAAUGAUGGUAGAAGAUAUUAUAGAGAACUUGAAAGUUCAUGCUAUGACUCUGAUGCUCCAUAUUUUGAUGAUAAACAAACUCAUUUAAGAAUUACAAAUCCGGCUCAUGAUGUGAACCAAUUAGGUGACACAUAUAUUAAACGCAAAGUUAAAGCAACUCUAGUUUCAAAUAAAGCUUUCACAUGUGAUGCCGCUUUUAAAUGCAUGCGUUUAUUCGUUGGUUACAAAUCAUCAAAUCAAAGCUUUAAACAAUUAGAAGUAGAAACCGAAAGAGGUGAUGCCGGUUAUCUUCAGAUGGAUUGCGCCCGUGAAUCUUUCGCAUUUGCAACAUAUAAACCAAAAUCAGAAAGGAAAGUUAAAAAGUUUGUUCAUUCGUUUAUUUAA